Molecule: messenger RNA, 744 nt
Organism: Dissoconium aciculare CBS 342.82
Lineage: Eukaryota; Fungi; Ascomycota; Dothideomycetes; Mycosphaerellales; Dissoconiaceae
Exons: 1
Coding region: 1-744 (247 amino acids)
Source: RefSeq, a predicted model, not a curated record
AUGUCAAGCAAACGUGCGCGUCCAGAUCCGAUUGCUGAAGAAGAAGCAGCUGAUCUAGAUCUCUAUGCUGGACGAUUAGGAUUUGCAGGUGCAAGCUUCAAAAAUGAAUUCCGAUCUGCCUGGCAGCAGUCGCCAGACACGCCGAGUGUUGGUCUUCGCAAUGAGACGGCUGAUGAAGGAGUGAAUGCUGGACUCGAUGAAGAGGCUGGUGUCGGUGUGAUAUCCCAGACGUUGAAGAGUGACAGCGACAUCAACAACUUCUUACAUCAAAAAUCGCGACCUGUAAAUGAGAAAUUACUCGAACAACUGCUCGGCAGCAAAGGCGCCCGGGCCAAAAAGAAGGAGAUUGAUGCUGCCAGAGUCACAGCGGCGUCAAAACCCCUGCCAUUGAAGAAACCAUUUUCUUCUGCAAAGCCACAGGACGAUAGCUCCGAUGAAGAAGGAGGUCGAGCCUCAGCGAUCACUUCAAAGCGUGGAGGUCGCGUCGCCUCUGAGCCUACUCGCAAAGCACCUGCAGGCGAUACAGGAGAACAGGGAAACGAUGCACGAUCUAUCUCAAAACUACCGCCAGGCGCUGACCGCGACGCUGAUGAUGCAGACGAGGCUGACACCAGACCAAUAGUGACUUCGAAACCUGUCAAGAGAAAGGCAACUGGAGGAUAUCUGGAUGAACUACUGGCAGCAAAAGCGUCGAAGAAGAACAAGAAGACGAAAUCGGGGGGCACAAACGUCGAUGCUCGCUGA